Spirodela intermedia is the source of this 1014-nucleotide messenger RNA. Lineage: Eukaryota; Viridiplantae; Streptophyta; Magnoliopsida; Alismatales; Araceae. The record is from the annotation of a GenBank genome assembly.
AUGGAUCCUACCGGCUCCCCGAAGAAGACCCAGGAGGACGAUAGGUCCCGCCAGGCCAAGGGGAUUCCGCAGCGGUCGGAUAAAAGAGAGCCCACCAGAGUUUCUCCCGCGGCGACGGAAACCUGGGACGGGAAGGCAGCGAUGGCGUCCGCUGGAGAGAAGGAUAACCAGGGGGGAGCAUCGAACGAGAAGGACGAAGGGAAGAAGCUGGCGCCUAAGAGGAGCUCAAACAAGGACAGGCACACCAAGGUAGACGGCAGGGGGAGGAGGAUCAGGAUGCCGGCUCUCUGCGCCUCCAGGAUCUUCCAGCUUACCAGAGAGCUGGGCCACAAGUCCGACGGGGAGACCAUCCAGUGGUUGCUGCAGCAGGCCGAGCCCGCCAUCGUCUCCGCCACAGGCACUGGCACCAUCCCGGCCUCCGCGAUGGUCAGCGCCGCCGGCUCCGUAUCGCAUCAGGCGGCCGCCGUUUCUGUCGGCCUCCACCAGAAGGUCGACGAAUUGGGAGAAAGCAUCGGUUCCGCCGCGAGGGCUAACUGGACCAUGCUCGGAGGGGCCGUGGGUCGGUGGCCCCAAGCCGGCGGAUUGACGCCGGGGUUCAUCCACGCCACCGCAAUCCCGUCGACGUCGAACUUGGGGAGCGGCGGCGGCGCCGCCGCCGCAGGCUUCUUGCCCCGGAUUGGAGUGCACGCCCUGGAGAUGCAGGGGCCCGGCUUAGGGCCCAUGGGUUUUGCCUCAAUACUGGGUGGCGGCGCGCAGCAGCUUCCGGGGCUGGAGCUGGGGCUCUCCCAAGAGGGUCAUAUCGGGGUCUUGAAUCCCCAGUCACUGAGCAACUACUAUCGGCAGAUGGGGCAGGGGCGAGGAGGAGGAGGAAGCGAGCAGAUGCAGCAGCACCACCAGCACCCUCAUCGGCAUCAUGAACGGCUGCCGCGGCAGCAGCAGCAACAAACGCAGCAGCAGGCUCAACGCCAAGAACAGCAGUCGCCACUGGAGAAGGAUGACUCCCAAAGUUCCUGA